UAUGUAUAUUGCCCUGGUCACACUAGUUGUGUUUAGGUUGAUUAUUUUCCUUUUUUUUGGUUGAGUCGCGUGAAAAACGUAAUUGAAUUGCAAUGCUCAUUUAGUUAAUCAAACAGCAAGUGGCCAAAGUGCAAGCCAAUAAUGUUAACCGUUUGACGGCAUUACACCAACUGCAUGGCAGCGUUUGUCUAGCCAAAACAGCAGCAACGCAGCCGAGCAAAGUGAAGGGAGCAGGCGAGCGUGAGAGCGAGAGAGACUGAGGGAGCAAACGAGCAGUGCGAGCGAGUGAGCGGAGUGGAGCGCGUUUUGUGUGUGUUUUGUGUGUGUAUAUAAUGGACAAGUUAAAAAACAACAACAAAGAACAUGCAGUUAUUGCAUCAAUUGAGUGCCCCUAUACAAACGCUGCUGAUGUCGAUGUGGACGUGGAGAGCAACAAGAGCACGCCCACUCCAUAUUAUACACCCCUGGACUAUCUGCAGACCUCCUUUGAGUUUCCCUCGCCCACCACAACAACUAAUGAGGCAGCGCUUCCACGAGGAGGAGGCGGUGGUGGUGUCGGUGGAGGAGGAGUAGUCGAUGAGGAUGCCCAACAAUAUACACCGAAACAAUUUACAAUUGCCAAUCCAAAGCAACAACAACAGCAGCAGCAUCAACACCAAUCCCCUUUGCCGCAAUCACCGACGACGCUGAAUCGUAAAUUCAAACGCUUCUCAUUGUACGAUCGACGGUCCUGCUCGCCACAGCAGGACACGGGACGUACCUUCUUUGCCAACAAGGAGAACACAAUACCAAAAAAGAGUGGCGCCGAUCACGAGAACGAUCAUGAUCGCGAACGCGAUCGCGAUAGUUUGUAUUUAUCGAAAAGCGAACAUAACUCACCCACAAUCCUUUAUAGAGACGAGAGCUCGACAACGACAACAACAACCUCAACAACAACACCGAAUCUCCUUAACAAUGAUUCCAGCAGCCGCCUUAGCUAUUCGCCCAAACUUCUGGCCUCCAUCAACAAUCUGAAUCUGAAUCAUUCACUCGCCGGAUCGCCGCUUAACAUUAUCAAUUCGGCUGGCUAUAAGAAUGGCAAUUUCUUUCGCUUUCCCGAAAUCGAUCGUGUGGUGCAGGAUGUAGUGACUGUAGCAGCGCCAGCAGCUGCCCAUGUAGCCACUAUUGAGGAGCCUGACAAUCAACAACAGCAAGCAAACGAUGCCGCUACAGUCGUGCAACAGGAGGCAGGGCGAAAGAAUCGAAAGAAUAAAAAUAAUCUCACGAUACGCAUCACCGAUGUGCAGCUGGCAGCCAACAAGGGUGGCCACUCCAUGCAGCAGCCAUCGCCAUCUCCAUCAUCGCUGGCCAAACCCAAAACUCCCACCAUUAAGAGCACCAAGGAGAAGGCACGAUCUCUGGACUCGGCGGCCAACGAGACGGAAUUGUCGAUUGUGGUGCACCACAUAAAUGAAUCUCAUGACAUCUCCACGCCCUGCAGCAGCAGCAGUAGCGGUCAUGUCAGUCAGGGCAAUAUGCUCAUCCAACCAACCGCAUCCAGUCUCUUUUCCACCUCUCUGUCGAGGCUGGACACACAGCAAUCGUUGCACAGUCGCCGCACCAGCGUGCGUCGUCGAUCGCCGGGCGUGAAUAACAGCGAUUAUUUGAUGUAUCAUCGCAAAGAUGAAUUGAAAUCGGCGUCCAGCGUUGAUAGCGGCGGCAGCAGCAGUAGUAAAUUUUCACUGGGCGCCAAUUUGGCCCCACGCAGCGCCCACAAAUUGAAUCCUUUGUUGCACUCGUCGAGUACCAAUCUGAAGACGCUGCCCGAGUGCCUGACGCUGGUGGAGUUUACGCCCAGCACCAGUGUGGAGUCGCCAUUUAAGCAAAAGUCAAUGGACCUGCCGGGCAGUCAGGGAAUGCAGGCCAAGAGCAUGGCAAGCUCGAUGAAUCUGCUGCAACGUCGCGGCUCGAAUCAUAGUCUCACCUUGAAUCUGCACAGUUCGUGUGGCAAUCUGAUGAACAGCGGGCUGAGUGUGUCCAACUACAGUUUGGGAUCGGUGAGCAACUCGAAAUCCAGUUGCAAUCUGGAGCAGCAGCAACAACAGUUGCUGCAGCAGCAGCCACACAAUCAAUUAACUGUCGCUGCGGGCAGCGCGCAGUGCACGCGUCAAGGAUUAUUUCGACGUCGUGGCUCCAAUCACAGUAUCACGCUAAAGAGUCACACCACGAAUUCGUGUGGUGAACUCAACUCCAUGUCCAACAAUCAGACGCCCAAGCGUGGCCUGCUCGAGCGACGCGGCAGCAAUCAGAGUCUUACUCUUAAUAUGAGCGGCCAAAUCAUGGUGGGCGGCCAGGAGCAGUUGCAGCUGCAGCAACUGCAGUUGGAGCAGCCGAAGCUAACCGUGUGCAGCUGUGGCGCAACAGCUGGCGCCCAGGCGCCGCAUCAACGCAAGUUCUUUAGCACGGAGAAUCUGAACAGCAAUCGUGGCAGCAGCAGUUCACAGUAUUUGGACUUCAGCAGCAAGCAACCGUUGUGCUUUGGCUCCGCAUCCGAUUUGCAGCCAAGCGAGCCUUUGAAACUGAAGUCACCAGCUGGCCAUGUGGAUACGGGUGUUGUCUUGUGCAGUUGCAGUUGUGCCACAGGCGUGGUGGGCGGUGCUGGCGUCGCUGGUGGCAUACGCAACAUUAUGACUCGGCCGCUGUCGCCGCAGACAACCAGCGAGGAGUUUAAGAGCUAUUUGGCCAGCAUACAGAUGCUGCAGAGUGCCUCGAAUCCACUCAAUCAAUUCGAUCUGAUCAAACUGAAUCAUGUCUUCGAUCACAGCUACAAGGCGAACCUGGAACAGCCGCCAGUGCUGGUGUUGGGACGUGGUGAAGGCGGCACGCCCACAAAUCAAUUGCCACCCACCUCGGAGGAUAGCGAAUUGCUGGCCAUGUAUCAGGCGGUGGUGAAAAGCAUUGUCACCUCGCUGCCGCAGCUGGAAGGGGACGAACAGAAGCGCAUCUUUCGUGAUCUGCACAAGGAGUUUUGGGAUCUGCCGCCCAAUCAUCAAGAGAAGCCGAUGGUAUUUGGUUCGCAGACAAAGAAUCGCUAUAAAACGAUAUUGCCCAACGAGCAUUCGCGUGUGCUGCUCGAGAGCGAGGCCACCGAGCUGUUGAAUCUCAAGCAGCAGCAUCAACAGAGCGGCCUUAUGCCGCCGCAAUCGCUUCAAGGAAGUGGCGAAGAGCUGAGCAAGGCGGCGCUAUUGGCCAACGAAGAUUUGCCCUACAUAAAUGCCAAUUACAUUAAGGGCCCAGACUAUGUGUCCAAGUGCUAUGUGGCCUCGCAAGGUCCCUUGCCCAACACAAUCUUCGAGUUCUGGCUGAUGGUCUAUCAGAAUACACAGCGUUAUAUUCGCCGCUGCUUGGACGGCGGCAGCAGUCCGCAUAUGGACAAAUCGCACAUCUUGCAGCAGUACUAUCAAAAGAUCGUAAUGCUCACCAAUUUCACGGAGAGCAAUCGCAACAAGUGCGCCGUUUACUUUCCCAUCGAGGUGAAUGAACUAUUCGCCGUGGCCGCUAAGGGCGAAGUGUUUGAGAUCAGCGCGUUGGCACGUGAUUACUUUGACCCGCAUUUGUUGCCCGCAUCAGCAACAACGACAGAGAGUGCUGUGGCGUUGGGUGAACUGCAGGCGGAUCGAGAGCAGAACACACGCUGGCACAUUUCCGUGGACUCGACAAAGGUGACACUGAACGAGACGUUGCGUCGCACACUGCCACCGGAUGGCAGUUUCUUUUUGGUUAAGAAUGUGGGCAUUGUGCGACGCAAUGGUUACUCGGUGCGAAAGUUGGUGCUGUUGUACUGCAUCAAUGUGCCGGAGAGUGCUGGACGUUUGGAGUAUUAUUUGCAAAAGAUUUGCUGCUAUCACUAUUGGUAUCCCGAUUGGCCGGAUCAUCAUUCGCCUCGCGAUAUCAAUACGCUGCUGGACACCUGUUUGCAUGUGCUCAAUUUGGGCAAAUGUGAAUCGGAGUUCGACAACUACGAUGAGAUGCGUAGCACGUGUAAUGCACAUUUGAUGGCUCAGCGUUUGGACAUUUACAAGCAGGAUAUUUUCAAUGCUGUGCAACCGUUGCCCAUCAUUCAUUGCUCUGCGGGCAUUGGACGCACCGGCUGCUUUACGGCCAUCAUGAAUGCUGUGCGUCAGCUGCGACAAUCGCUGGCAUAUUCGUUGACGGGAAUGCUGAGCAAAACGCUGACCAUGGCGGACAUGACGGAGGCACGAGAGGCUACACAGAAUGCCGCCGAUGCGGAUACGGAGAGCAGUUUUAGCUGCAACACAAUAUUGCACAUACGACACAUUGUGGAGCAGACGGAAGGUGUCAGUUUCGAUAAGCUGCCAAAGAUGCCAGACAUCUUUGUGGACAUUUUGGGCAUUGUAUGCAAUCUGCGACUGCAACGCGGUGGCAUGGUACAAAAUUCCGAGCAGUACGAGCUGAUACAUCGAGCCGUUUGUCUCUAUUUGAAGCGCACUUUGGCGCUACGACGUUUUUAGAUUAUAGUGAAAAAAAAACGGAAACGAUGAUGACGAGGAUGAAGAAGAACAAAACACCAAUUUACUAUUUGUAAAAGAAUUUUGUGACCCUUAUUUUAAAAGCAACCAAGCAAACCAAGAACAACAACAACAACUCGAUGAUAAUUAUGAUGGAGAAAUCGCAACCAUAACAAAAAUUAAAAAAGCAAAAAAAAAAAAAUGAACAA
Drosophila sulfurigaster albostrigata is the source of this 4717-nucleotide messenger RNA. RefSeq lists its product as uncharacterized. NCBI's taxonomy places the organism in Eukaryota, Metazoa, Arthropoda, Insecta, Diptera, Drosophilidae. The coding region runs from base 333 to 4511 and encodes 1392 amino acids. Gene Ontology annotation, molecular function: protein tyrosine phosphatase activity. The record is from RefSeq and is a predicted model, not a curated record. The transcript has 2 exons. Gene Ontology annotation, biological process: protein dephosphorylation.